Messenger RNA from Peniophora sp. CBMAI 1063, 1632 nucleotides. The record is from the annotation of a GenBank genome assembly. NCBI's taxonomy places the organism in Eukaryota, Fungi, Basidiomycota, Agaricomycetes, Russulales, Peniophoraceae.
AUGUCUAGCGAACGGCAAAAGAUCAUCAUACGUGUCUUCCGCAAAUAUAGCCAUUCGCUUGGCCCUGAUGAGAUAGCCUUUCUUGAAAAUGUACUCGACGACUUUGGCGUUUCAGAUGAAGAUGCAGAAUACAGUGUCGAAUUGGUUGCGAAGGAGUAUAACAGACAAGAUGAUGCUGCGAUGAAAGUUACUCUACCAGUACUAAAACGCGUGCUCGAUGCGCUACAACACGCCGGCGCAUCCGGAGAAGGGCGGAUAGACGAAGGAGACCUUGAUAUUGACGCGCACUUGUCAUUCAUAAACGCUUUUGAGAUGCCGGUGUGGCGCUGGAGUACCGAGCGAGGGGCAUUCGAGAGGUCCACUGCGACGCCUGGUGCACUAGGAUCUGCUGAAGCGCGCGUCUCUGCGACUCGCGACCGCUUACAUGUCAUCCGACAGACGAUCUUGCGAAACGAACACUUUACGCCGAGCGCUGUACUGACGCGAGAUCGUGCGCACUUAUUGACAAUCAGGUCGACGAAGCAGUUGUUGGGACGGGCUGGCGAGCGCUUCCUUCUAUUUGGAAUGCUGUCACAUUCCAAGGAGGGCAAGCUAUGCUUAGAGGACCAAGACGGCAGGGUGGAGCUUGACUUCAGUCAAUUGGAUGCGCCCAGUGAGGGCCUCUUCACCGAAGGCGCCUGCGCGCUUGUCGAGGGCGACUAUACGGAAGACGAGACGUUCGUUGUCAUCGCCAUUGGCCAUCCGCCAUGUGAGAGCCGCGAGGCGGCGAGAGCGAUAUACGGGCAUGUCGACUUUCUUGGCAAAGGUGCCACAACACCGGCGGAAGAUGCCGCAUUCGCGAAACGCAUCGAAGCAGACUUGAAGCAUGUCACAUUCUUCAUCAUGUCCGAUGUAUGGCUUGAUGAGCCGGACACGCUACGUGGACUCAGGCGGAUCUUCGACAAUUGUAUCGAGAACGACUAUAUUCCGCUCGUACUUGUUAUGUGCGGCAACUUCUCGCGCAAGGGCAUCGCACAUGGCAAUGCUCGUGACGUUGCUCGGUACACAGAGGGCUUUGACAUGCUCGCAGAUCUCAUCGCAUCAUACCCAAGGAUCACUCAAACAACGCACUUCGUCUUUGUCCCUGGUCCUGCCGAUCUCUCUGCAAACUCCUUGCUACCACGCCGUCCACUGCUACAAACGGCCACAGCCCGUCUACGCAUGAAGGUUCCUCGGCUUACUCUGGGCAGCAAUCCGUCACGCAUCAAGUUCUUCGGUCAAGAGAUCGUCAUCUUCCGUGAGGACACGAUGGCGCGCAUGUUGCGCAACCUCGUUGGCGUGAAGCCUGACGUUGGAGGCGAAGAUCUCAAACGAUAUCUUGUGCAAAGCAUACUUGACCAGUCGCACUUGGCACCGCUCACCUCCAACAUCGCGCCCGUACUACCCGACUACGACCACUCGCUACGACUAUACCCACUGCCGACAUGUGUCGUCCUUGCCGACAAGUAUGAGAGUUAUCGCAUGACGUACGAAGGUUGCCAUGUUUUGAACCCCGGGAGUUUCAUUGGGCAUACGUACCAGUUUACCGCGUAUACGCCGGCAACACGAGAGAGCGAACCUUGUGUUGUGGAUAUGGACUUUGAUGACGCUUGA